GAAAAAUUGAUGAGGAAUUUACGUACUCUCGCUGUUACCCUCCCCUUCACGGAGUGUGCGUUUCCCCCCCCCGGCGGAAAUAUGGAGAAACGCAUCCUUCCGGUCGAAAAUUGGAUCUCUCCAAGUACGCUUUUUACUACACAUACACUCACCACUGGCGUCCGCUUGAGCUAUACAGUUUCCCUCAAG
Messenger RNA from Nannochloropsis gaditana CCMP526, 189 nucleotides. RefSeq lists its product as uncharacterized. The record is from RefSeq and is a predicted model, not a curated record. The transcript has 2 exons. The annotation marks the transcript as partial.